AUGGGCAUUCCCAUUGAUGACAAUCCUGCGUUUGGACUACAAUGGGUUUCAACAACCACAGCAAAUAUACUCUGUACUACUGAACCUGUGGGGAAUUGGAACUCUUCAGAUAAGGAAUGGGAGGAGGAUACUUGGGAAUAUCUACUGACACGAGAUGAUAAUUUAUUGGAAAGUCUGUGGGCAUCGCUGCAAGACAUCAAGGAUCCAGGAGUAACUAAUGAAGUUGAUUGUUUUCGGGCUAUUGAUGCAAAAAUUAACUUACUCCUUGCAGUACGACAAUCUAUAGGAGUGGAACUUCUUCCUGCAGAAGAAGAGAUGAGCCAGAGUUGA
Molecule: messenger RNA, 330 nt
Organism: Fibroporia radiculosa
Lineage: Eukaryota; Fungi; Basidiomycota; Agaricomycetes; Polyporales; Fibroporiaceae
Exons: 1
Coding region: 1-330 (109 amino acids)
Source: RefSeq, a predicted model, not a curated record